Messenger RNA from Bradysia coprophila, 1705 nucleotides. It is a transcript of the gene Nmd3, whose product is annotated as 60S ribosomal export protein NMD3. NCBI's taxonomy places the organism in Eukaryota, Metazoa, Arthropoda, Insecta, Diptera, Sciaridae. Gene Ontology annotation, molecular function: ribosomal large subunit binding. The record is from RefSeq and is a predicted model, not a curated record. Gene Ontology annotation, biological process: ribosomal large subunit export from nucleus. Gene Ontology annotation, cellular component: nucleus; cytoplasm.
AUGACAGUCGCAAUGACAUAAGGAUUUUCUACAAAUGUGUGGAUAAACAUCGUGGUCGAUUCAAGAAAUAAAUUCUGUUUUCGCUAUUUGAUAACAUCCAUAACGAUGGAGUACGUCAAUUUGAACGAGUAUUCAGUCAAACAGGAGUCCGGCACAGAUGGUUCGAAGGCUAACGUAUUAUGUUGCGAAUGUGGAAUUCUCAUCGAACCGAAUCCUGCGAACAUGUGCGUCGGCUGCUUGCGUACACAUGUCGACAUCACCGAAGAUGUGCCCAAACAAGCAACCCUGUACUUUUGCCGCAAUUGCGAACGGUACCUACAUCCGCCUAGCGAAUGGGUCCACUGUGCUCUGGAGUCCAGAGAAUUGCUGUCGAUUUGUCUGAAGAAGUUGAAGGGAUUGAAAGAUUUGAAAUUGAUCGAUGCUGGAUUCAUUUGGACGGAGCCGCAUUCGAGGCGACUGAAAGUGAAAUUAACCGUACACAAGGAAGUGUUCGGCGGGACGAUGUUGCAACAAGUGUUUGUCGUCGAAUUUGCAGUAAACAAUCAAAUGUGCGACGAUUGUCAUCGAACGGAAGCGAAGGAUUAUUGGUCGUGUUUGGUGCAGGUACGACAACGGGCCGAGAACAAGAAGACAUUCUACUAUUUGGAACAGUUGAUCUUGAAGCAUAAAGCACACGAGUCGACAUUAGGCAUUAAACCGGAAUCGGGCGGAUUGGACUUCUACUACGCUAAUGAAAAUCAUGCGAGAAAGAUGGUCGAUUUCCUGCAAACAAUGUUACCAGUGAGGUGCACCGAAUCGAAGCGUUUGAUUUCGCAUGACAUCCAUAGCAACACAUACAAUUGCAAAUUCACAUAUUCCAUCGACAUUGCUCCAUUGUCCAAGGACAGUUUGGUUUGUUUGAAUAAAAAGUUAGCUCACCAGUUGGGUAGCAUAUCGCAAGUGUGUCUGGUGGCUAGAGUCGCAAAUACAAUCCACUUGAUUGAUCCGAAAAGUGCACAACUUGCUGAAAUAUCGGCGAAUGUCUUCUAUCGUCAGCCAUUCGACGCGAUAUGUAAUCCAAAGCAUCUAACCGAAUACAUUGUGAUGGAUGUCGAAGUGGUGCGUAACCGAGAUUUGCAUUGUUUCCCCGGUCAAGGUAAGAUAUCGCAAAAACACGUCGUCUCCGAUAUUUGGGUGGUGAAAGCAUCUGAGCUUGGAAUCAAUGACAACACCAUUCACACCAAAACCCACCUGGGACACAUCCUGAAACCCGGCGAUUCGGUGUUGGGCUACAAUUUGCUCGAUGCAAACAUCAACGAUGCUAAUUUCGACAAAUUGGAUAAAGAUAAGGUGCCCGACGUUGUUCUCGUGAAGAAAUUCUACGGUGAUGCGCUCGGCCGACGGAAUAUGAGAAAUUGGAAAUUGAAACAUUUGUCGGAAGAGGCCACCAAUUUGGAUAAAACUCACAGGGACUACAAUCAGUUCUUGGAAGAUUUGGAAGAAGAUCCACAACUGCGGCAAAACGUCAACAUUUUCCGUGAUGCUAAUAAACAAAUUCCGGUCGACACAAAUGAUAUGGAUGAUCCGUCGGUGCCGAAAAUUACGCUCGAAGAAAUGUUGGAUGAUUUGAAUUUGGAAGAUGUGGAAAUGGGUGGUGAGGAUGAUGGUGAUGAAAACAUGUAAACCGAUUUAUUGAUGGACCAAUAAAGAAACAGUUCCAAGAGAA